ACCUGCGCGCCCGGCUCCGCUGCUGCUGUGGCGACCCGGCCCCCCCUCGGUGCCUGGGGGUGUGGGGACCGUCCCCCGAGGACCCUUCCCGGCCUACCUCUGGGACCGCAUCCCGGGGCUCCUGGAAGAGAAGAGUCUAAUAAUAGGGAAAGUUGCGCACUCUUCUUGAGGACCAGCCUUUUUCAGCGGUGAGAGAGAUACCAUUGGGUGGUUUUAAUCAGGAAUGAAAUGUUCUGAAAGCUAAGAGCAGAAGCCUUUUGGUCAACAUGGAAGACAAAAGACGGCGAGCCCGAGUGCAGGGAGCCUGGGCUGGCCCUGCUAAGAGCCAGGCCACUACUCAGCCAGCUGCCACUGCUAAGAGCCAUCUCCACCAGAGGCCUGGUCAGACCUGGACAAACAAGGAGCAUCAUCUUUUGGAUAGACAGUUCGUAUUCAGAGAACCCCAGGAGGUAGUACGCAGAGCCCCAGAGCCACGAGUGAUUGACAGAGAAGGUGUGUAUGAUAUCAGCGUGUCACCCACAGGCGUAUCUAGGGUGUGUUUGUAUCCUGGCUUUGUUGACCUGAAAGAAGCCGACUGGGUAUUGGAACAACUUUGUGAGGUUGUUCCCUGGAAACAGAGGACCGGCAUCAGAGAGGAUGUAACUUACAAGCAACCAAGACUUACAGCAUGGUAUGGAGAACUUCCUUACACUUAUUCAAGAAUCACUAUGGAACCAAAUGCUCACUGGCAUCCUGUGCUGCUCACACUGAAGGACCAGAUUGAAAAGAACACUGGCCACACCUUCAACUCCUUGCUCUGCAACCUUUACCGAAAUGAGAAAGACAGUGUCGACUGGCAUAGUGACGAUGAACCGUCGCUAGGGAGAUGUCCCAUCAUUGCUUCGCUGAGUUUUGGUGCCACACGCACUUUUGAGAUGAGAAGGAAGCCCCCACCAGGGGAGUACCACUUGAGAAGCAGACGACCCAACCUUUGCCAUACUCUCUUUGGAUAUGGUUGUGCUUUUAUAUGCGGCCUUCUACUCGGUGAAAACCCAGUCAGAUAAAUUACGUGAAUAAUUCAUCCUGCCCUUGGUAAGGCUCCUGUUAUGUGAAUAGCAGAGGAACACCACAUGUUUCAUUUUUAAGUUCAGAUCCUCUUCUCAAGCCGGACAUAACCACACCAACUUUUUGUCAAGCCUGGUCCUGGGAUCUGGCUGUAGCAGUAAUUGAGUAAGAUGAAGUCGUCUUUUCCCUCCUGGUGCUGUGCCUUCCUAUGGAAGUCGCCCUUCCAUCUCUCCGAGUGGCACGUCCGCUGGUAGAGCCAGCACGAUGUUUGGGAUAAUCCUCACUUGCAGCCUUACAGGUAUUUUCUUUGUUGCCAGGUAGUUACUUGUUCAAUCACUGUUUCUUUACACACAUACAUUCACAUACACAUACACACCACCCCCUUCUUAAAAACACUUGUGGGCUAUUUACAGAUUUGAAGCUUAAGGAUUCCCAAAGCAUGCUUUCUGGAUAAUUAGUUUUACUGUAGAAGCAGUUUCCAGUCAUUAAGCAUUAGCAGUGUUCUUGUGCCCAGAAUAUUCCCAUUCCAUUUCCCCUCCAGGCAACUGAAGGUCUUCAUUUUCGCAUAUAAAAACAUUAUUCGUGGCCAUCAAGAGCUAUUUCUUGGUAAUAAACCUCACUUACGUUAUAGGUUAACGAGUAGAUGGGCAAUACAACUACCACACAGCCUUGUGUCCGAAAGCAACCAUUUGGAAUAAAGAUCUCUAUUUGAGGGAGAUGGCCCAUACUGAAGGUUUAUCUUCUGAAGUCUUACAGUUUAUUUUGAUGAGUAUAGUGAAAGCACGGGUCACGAAAUACUAAAGAUGUGGUAAAGUCCCUGUAAUUGUCUGCUAGUAGCAAGGGAAUCUGCACUACACUCAUGAUGGCAGAUUUGACAAAAAUAUAGACCUAAUAAGUAAGAAAAUUCGUCUGAGAUCUUAAAGUUGGCUGAGAAAACAGAUUUGGGAAGAAAUAUAAAGGUGUCAAUGCCUCACCUCAGACUGUUGACUGUAAUCAGUUUU
Messenger RNA from Prionailurus viverrinus (fishing cat), 2045 nucleotides. RefSeq names its product alkB homolog 3, alpha-ketoglutarate dependent dioxygenase (gene ALKBH3). Gene Ontology annotation, molecular function: dioxygenase activity. The coding region runs from base 267 to 1043 and encodes 258 amino acids. Gene Ontology annotation, cellular component: nucleus. Lineage: Eukaryota; Metazoa; Chordata; Mammalia; Carnivora; Felidae. The record is from RefSeq and is a predicted model, not a curated record. Gene Ontology annotation, biological process: DNA repair; DNA alkylation repair. The transcript is spliced from 9 exons.